Molecule: messenger RNA, 627 nt
Organism: Thelazia callipaeda (thelaziosis nematode)
Lineage: Eukaryota; Metazoa; Nematoda; Chromadorea; Rhabditida; Thelaziidae
Source: the annotation of a GenBank genome assembly
AAUUUGUGUGCGAUGCAACCGGUACGACAAGAAAUGUACACGGGGGCACAACAAGGUAAUUCCAAAAAUGUUGAAGGUAAAACUACUAAUCAUUUGCGGGAUAGAGAAUAUUACUUCGCUCGAGGACCCCUGAAUGGCAGCUACUGCUGUCGACCUGCUGGCAUUAUACGUAUAAUGGAAAUAAUGAUGGGAAUCUUUCAGGUAAUUGGAUUGGUGAUAUUAUCACUGAUAGUAUCAGUAUACGGUCCAGGACCAUUUAUUGGAAUCCUUUUUGGUCAAACAUUUAUGAUGAUCUUUGCAGGAGCUGCCGUCUGUUUCUCCUUUAUUUUCUUGAUUGUUUUUCUUUUCGAAUUACACGAAACUCAUUUGUACUUCUGGCCAUGGCGAACUUCAGACUUCACGUUUUCAAUGACUGCCUGCUUUUCUUACGUAAUUCUGGGCUUCAUCGAAGCAUACUAUUCUACGGGUGCCUGGUCGCAUCAUUGUAACGAAAUUGGUUCUGAUGGAAUCAUUCACAAUCAUUGUCGUACUAUCUAUGAAUGGCUGUUCGCAUCGUUCCUUUCAUUUUUCAAUGGUUUCCUUUAUGGUUUAAGCGCAUUUUUGGUGCAUCGUAAUCAGUACAAUUAA